AUGAUUUCUUUCUUUUCUGCAAUCCCCAUAGUGGUCUUAAUUCUUGGGCUCUAUUUUAUCCAUAGAGCCUGUACACCUCCUAAAGAAUUAAAACUCAUUCCAACUGUACCUAUAUAUAAGUUUGCAUGGGCUGUAUUAUUCAACAAAGGACAACAUGAAAUUCAGCGCGUUAUUAGUGAAUCAGAUCCAGAAAAAUUCGGAUUAGUGAAAAUUUUCCUUUUUUCAGGAUGGUCAGUUUUAAUAACUAACAUUGAAUAUGCCAGAGUAUUUUUCUCUGAGAAUGCACAAGCACCAGAUGGCCACCCAAUAAAAAGGUUCUUUGGAAAAGGAAUAUCUUUUGCGAACGGAGAAGAUCGAAUACGGCAACGAAAAAUGGCAACGCCGGCAUUUAACAAAUCUCUUAGCCCUGAGAUGAUUGGAGAAUGUACCAAUGAACUUAUAACUCUGUUAAAUAAAUGGAACGAUGUUCCAUUAGACAUAUUUACAUUAAUGAAACGCAUUACUGUUCAAACAUUGGGAAAAUUGGCUUUCUCGUAUGAUAUGAAAGCAUUAGACAGUCUGGAGGAGGAACCAUAUUUCAUAAAAACUUAUGAAAAAGUUACAGAACUUAUUCAAAAUCCUAUUUACAUGAUAUUAAAAUUUACUUAUAAACUUCCAUUAAAAGUAAAUCUUGAACUCUCUCAAGUAAUUGAAGAGUUUGAUCGACUUAUAUAUAAAGUCAUUGAACAACGAAAACUUGACAUAGCUAAAGAAAAAAAAAGUGAAGAUCAUAAAGAUUUAUUGGCUAAUAUGUUAGAAAAUAUUGGCAAUGAAAAUUUUGAACAUAAUGUGAAAGAUCUUAGAGAUGAGUUAACUGCAAUUUUUUCUGCUGGGCAUAAUACAUUCGCGUUGAGUGCCGUUUUCUAUAACUUGGCAAAAUAUCCUAAAAUUCAAAAAAAAGCAAGAGAAGAAGCAUUUAAAGUCUUAGGAGAUUCCUCUAAAAUACCAAAUUCGGAAAAUGUUAAGGAUCUAAAAUAUAUCAAAGCAAUAGUUAAAGAAUCACUUCGUCUUUAUCCAGCAGUAGUAAUGUUACCAUUCCGUAAAGUUUUAAAACCCGUAAGAUUUAAUCAAGACGUUGUAAUACCAGAAAGAACGAGUCUUUCGUUGAAUAUCUGGCAAGUUCAUAAAAAUUCUGAUCUUUGGAGCGAUGAGUUUAAGCCUGAAAGAUUUAUGAAUCAAGACGAUAAAGAAAAUUGGAUUCCUUUCUCUAGUGGACAUAGAAAUUGCAUUGGACAAAAUUUUUCAAUAAUGGAACAAAUAGUUAUUACUGCAAUGAUACUACUUAAUUUUGAGCUAUCUUUGCCCCCGAAUGGUCAAAAGUUUGAUAAAAUGCCGUUAAAAAGUUCUUUUUAUACCCUAAAUCCUAAAGAUAUAAAUAUUAUAUUUUCUAAAUUAAAAACGAUUGUAGAAAUUUAA
This is a messenger RNA of Dentiscutata erythropus, 1455 nucleotides long. The record is from the annotation of a GenBank genome assembly. NCBI's taxonomy places the organism in Eukaryota, Fungi, Glomeromycota, Glomeromycetes, Diversisporales, Gigasporaceae.